Molecule: messenger RNA, 4451 nt
Organism: Folsomia candida
Lineage: Eukaryota; Metazoa; Arthropoda; Collembola; Entomobryomorpha; Isotomidae
Exons: 4
Coding region: 331-4026 (1231 amino acids)
Biological process (GO): protein phosphorylation
Molecular function (GO): ATP binding; protein kinase activity
Source: RefSeq, a predicted model, not a curated record
AGUAGUCAUAUCUUCCUUUUGCAAUGAAUUUUGUAUAGUAAUAUUAGCAAUCUAAUAAAAACAGUUUAGAAAUUCGUUCAGAGUUAUUAACUGAGGAAUACUUGUGUUUGUGUAUUAAGAUAUUCUACUUUAACUAAUUUAGAAAGGAUUAAAUUGCGAGUUGUUGAGUUGGUGUAGUUUAAAACCGUACAAACUUGCUGUUUUUUAACAGAGGAGACAUUGUUUCUGUCCAAAAUAUUUUUGUUAGUGUUUCUAAAUAUAGAUCAAAUAUUCAGACAUUAUUUGAAUCCGACACAAACAUAACGCGUGUCAGAAAACAACAAAUCGGGAAUGACUAUGGCGGGCGGCGAUAACCCGGCAAUUUAUAAUGGGGACCAAGUAUUUGUUGGGAUUAAGCAAAUUCAAGAUUAUGCCAUUGCCACAGUGGAAGGCGCUACUGAUGACAAAAAUGGUAAAAAUUUCCGAUUUUCAGUCGUAUUAAUACCAAAAAUUUACCAGGAUGACCCCAUAAAUCAAAAUAUUAUUCACAAUGCGAAUUCUUUAAUUGGAACCGACCAUGCCAACAUAGUUCGGGUUAUUCAAAUACGGGAGAAUUUAAUCAAGACAAGUACCCUUUCAAGAUUAAGAAUGUAUGGAACCACGAAUAUUCUACAAUGGUGGAAGUUACAUGGAGAUGUCGAGUGUCAUGAAAUAAUUUGUAUUGAAACUGAGGAAUGCCUAGGAUUUGGGGUGGAUUAUUUUAUUCACAAAGUUCAGUAUACUGAUCUAAUUGACUCCAAAAUGGAGCAAGAUGUCAUCCAUGUCAUGCAAGGUAUAACCAAUGCGAUAGAAUUCUACCAUCAAAAAGGAUUGUACAAUGGAAGCUUGUCCUCCAGUAGCUUCAAUGUGUUCAAAUCGCCUAGUGGUCAAACAAGUGUAAAAUUAAUGUUGACCGCGCAAAAAUCAAGGGCUAAGUCUCAUAGCGAUAAACUCAACUUGGAGGAUAUUUUGGAGGAAUUACGAUUAUUAUUGCCAACCAUUGAACAAAAAGGGGUAGAGCUACUCCUACCACUACCUGCCUUAGAUGAUACUAAAAUCCCCAAUCUUUCUAAUAUUGACGCAUCUCCACCACUAAAUUACUGCGUAUGGUUUGAUAGUUCCAAAUAUGUCUACACUUUCUACAAGAAUGAUCAUCGAUACAAUGUAAUGGCCACAAUUCAAGACUCUGUCACACAAGUUGAAUCAACGCUUACUCUAAUUCCAAAUAUUUAUUGUGGGCAUGAUCACAACAAAAACUUGAUCCACAACAGUAAUAUUCUGCUUAAUUGGAAUCAUCCAAAUUUAUCCAAUAUAAUCAAAAUCACGAGGACUCACUUCCCAUCGGACGUUCUUCGCCGGGCUAAACUACGUGAUGCGAGUUAUACAACUUGUAAUCUAAUUGAAUGGCUCCAACUUGAUGAAAAUGCCGACGUGCAUGACAUGAUUUGCAUCGAAUCGGAAUUAUGCGAUGGUUCCCCACUAUCCGACUGGAUCAGAGAAAAUAAAUUCACCGAUCUUGAACAAGAACUACAUACAAUUAUGGAAGGAAUAGUGUACAGUAUGGCAUUUAUACAUAAGAGAGACAUUUUCCAUGGAAGCUUAUCUGGGCAGAGUUUUAUUUUAAGAGCGACAGAUAACUUCGUACGUACCGUUAAGCUACACAUUUCUUUAGGACAUGCCACCCACUAUCCUGGGAUUACUUCUGAUUUGUCCAAUGUAAAAAUAUUACUUAAAGAUCUUGAACCAUUCGUGAUGAAUUGGUUGAAGAUAUGUAAUGAUGAGAAGACGAAAAGUAUCUGGUACGAUAUUGGCGCCUCAUUCGAGUCCGAUGAACUGCUCCUCUUUAUCAUUAAAGCUCUUCGACGUCUAGCAGAUCCCAUCGGAUCGACAUGGUAUCAGAAUUGGCAAUUUGUCCACUGCUUAGGGAGUGGCGCGUUUGGGACGGUAUUUUCCGCACUACAAAAAAAUACUCGGAAACAAGUUGCAGUGAAAUUAAUUCCACCGAGACAAUUCUUGACGGAUAGUUCAUACACAUUUUCCGAGGAAUCGCGUACAAGCAAUUACAAGAAAAUGCGGGAAUUUGAAAAUAUGAAAAAUCUCUCACAUAAAAACGUCGCGAAAUUGUACAGUCUCAAACUCAAGAUGUUAGACGAUACUAAUAUAAAAUUAUUCACGGAUGGGCUAGAUAAUUUGGCUUCGGGCAGCGAUUUUUUACAAAAUAUCGGCUCAAUCAAAAACAACGAGAUCAUUUGUAUAGAAAUGGAGUUAUGUGGUCCAUCCCUACGAAACUGGUUGGAUGAUUCAAACCGACAAAGCUUCCAGAAUAGUUUAGAAAUCACACAAGUGAAUAUUGUGUUUGGUAUUAUAUCCGGAAUGAGAUACUUACACGAUCAAGACAUCAUUCAUCGAGAUUUAAAUCCAAAUAAUAUCUUUUUGGGAUAUAAUGCAAUAUGCCCGGUUAAAAUAGGAGAUUUUGGACUAUCUAAAUUAGUCAACGACCCCACUCUCCCUAGCCAAUCGGGCACAGCUGGCUACUUAAAUAAUGAAAUGACGACCAAUGUCGGAACAAAACUUUACCAAGCUCCUGAAAUUUUAACGGCAAACUACAACACAUCCUCAGAUAUAUUUAGCAUGGGUCUCGUGAUUUGGGAAGUGUUGCAAUUAAUUAAAAAAACCGAGAGGAACACCCUCUUCACAAAAUUGGUAUUUCAUAAAGAUACCAGCGUGGUGGACACGUGGCGGGAGGGAAGUAAUAUGAAAGAAAUCGUGCUAAGUAUGUCCCAAUUGGAUGUUACUCAACGCGUCAAGAAUUUGUGGGAUAUUAACCCAACUUUUGAAAUAGUUCAGAUACCAAAUUGUAUUACAUAUGUUGGCAACGAAAUGCAAGUCAGUAAUGGGGACGAGCUUACUAAAUGUUUAAACAUGUGCCAAGAUGGAACCAGGAUUAAGCUAUUAGAUGGAAUAUAUGAUUGCAACAUGUUAUCAAUCACUAAGAAUGAAAUAUCUUUAGUUGGAAAUGGGAAUGACACUAUUCUGCAAAAUACAAUUACUGCCGGGCUAAUACUUAUCCUUGGGGAUAAGUGCUCCAUUUCCAAUCUCAAAAUCAUUGGAUGUAAAGAUUUCUGCGUACGAAUUCAUGGAUCCCACUGCCGCGUCACGAAUGUAGAUAUCCAAUAUGAAGCUUCAUUCUCCUCGGAAUCAUUUGUGGAGUCUUGGACUUUUCUAAUCCUUGGGGAUGGAUACAACCUCCUAAGAGAUAUUUCCAUUCACAACAAAUCAACGUGUAGAGACGUACAUGGAAUACUGAUGCACGAUAGUUGUCACAAUAACAUAAGUCAUGCCGUUAUUGAAAAUGUAGCAAUGUCAAUUGUAUCCUCAUACGGGACGGGCCACAAUAUUGAGGAAGUAGUUUUGCAAGACCCACAUAAUAUUUCUCGGUACGCACUACUCCUCGUGGGCUGCUCAAUUGUUAGUGUGAAGCAUGUGGAAUGCAACAUGUCCUUGUGUGGCAAAUUAAUCGUAAAGGACAGUCGUCAAUGUGUCGUAGAAAAAUCAAAGUUUAACUCUGUAAAGUUGAAGACUUUUAUGUCUGUGUGUGACGAUAAUACCCUAUUGGGUGUCGACUGUGGUGAACUGUUACAAUUAUGUUCGCAAGAAGCUUGUACAUUAACUAAUUGUACCGGACAGCAACUAAAAAUAUAUACUGGUCCACAAAGUGACAAUGUUCCACUGGAAGGACUGAGUAAUAAGUUCGAAUCUGUCACAAUUUUGAUAAAAUCAGAGCUAAAAAUUGGUGGACAACAUAAAAACGCGGUUGUUCAUAAGAACUCAUGUAAAGGAGGAAAUAUUGAGCCAAUUAAGAAGAAAAUAUAUCUUUGGUAUAGAAUUGGUAUGCCGACACUCCGUGGAAAAAGAUACCCACUUCAGGAUGAACUUGUGCGGGACUACGUAGCUUGGAAUAAUAAGUCACAAAGGGGCAAGUUGACGACCAAAAUUAUUGAAGCUUAGAUAAAUUUAGAAACUUGAUUGGAGUGAAGAAAGUUGUUUCAAUAAAGAACUCUUUUUAGUCGACGUGCAGAGUUCAUGAAUUUUUUAUAGUGCUUGUCUCACUCUGUCAGAGAUUUGAGUUUCAGUGGGAUCCAAACGUCGAGAAGCCAAGUGGUGAUUUUCUGACGGAAAAAAACGUCACGUUAGCUCUUUCAGGUUCACGCCGAAAUUAAAGCUUGUGUUGAGGUGGCGGGAAAAAUUUAGUAGGAUUGCAGCGAUGACAGACGAAGCUAAUAUGUUGGACAUAUGUAUGUAGCAGUACUUAUGUAAAUAUUCAUAGCUUUCUAAAUUUUUAGUGUACACCAUAAAGCAAAAAAUUGUGAAUAUAAAUAUGUUUCUGUAUAAUAAAUAAAUGGGUUGGUGGUAAAUCGCCGUCGCAAAUUUGG